Hypoxylon fragiforme is the source of this 1300-nucleotide messenger RNA. RefSeq lists its product as uncharacterized. Lineage: Eukaryota; Fungi; Ascomycota; Sordariomycetes; Xylariales; Hypoxylaceae. The coding region runs from base 242 to 1024 and encodes 260 amino acids. The transcript has a single exon. The record is from RefSeq and is a predicted model, not a curated record.
UUCCCUUUUCGGUGUGGUAGGCCGGCCUCGAGUUCUCUCAUAUCUACACGUGUAGGAACAUUUAUAACUGAGCCGGCCUGAACCCGACGACCUCUGUUGGGCUUUAGCUACGGAAGGACUCUCUACGCCAUCUAUUACAGGUCGCUAGUAUAUUAUCUAGUAAUGAUCAAGUUUUGGAAUUCAGUCGUUAUCUUUAAUCAUUUUACUCCGCCAUCGCAUUAACCGAUAACUACCUACGGUUAUGCCUCUAUUGCCACCAAACUUAUCUGUGCAUGGGCAGUUGGAACUGCCUUGCCCGCCGAGUCCUAGCCGGCUCCCUCCUUCAUUGGAGGAUGAUAUAAACUCAACAGAUGACGAUGAGUUUGAUGCUCAGUCGUCUCAUGAAAAUCCCAUGAUGUAUUUUCUCACACCACCAACUCCAAGCGAGGACGAUCUUGAGUUCGAAUUCGAGUUUGACGCCGGAAUCGAGGAUUCAAACCGGCCCCGAGAAAUCAUCCGGACUGUUUCCCCUUCCACUCUCGAUGGCCUCAGAAAAUACAAACCCAAGGACAGGUUAGCAGAUUGCGCUAUCUUGGAUGACAACGAAGACGAUGAUGAUGACGAGGAGGACUAUAUCCGCUUUCAUCCUCACGGGCAUACAUCUCUACCAUUUGGCUUCGAGAAGUUCUUCGACCAGACAAGGCCAGCUGCUACUGUCACAUCUCAAACCACAGAGGCUCUACUCUCCCCUGCCUCCUUUCAUGUUGGAUCACCCAAGAUGCGCCCAGCAAGGCGCUUCGCACCCCCACGGCACGUUCGCCGUGGAAGAUCGCCCUCUCAAUCGCUUCAACGACGCCACUCAUGGCGUGAGCCUAGCCCGGAUGUAUAUUCUAUCGAGGAGGAACCAGAGAAGGAAACAAUGAGCGAGUUGGGUUUCAGCACUGAAGAUCUCACUGACGAUCAGGAGGGAAAGACACGACCAAUAGACAUACCGGCUGCAAAGCCCAGGAAGAAGGUCCGGUUUAUACUGCCGGUUAGGGAUUGAUACGCAUUAUUUUCAUCUACGCAGUCCUGGGAAGGACAAUCUAGCAUUCUUGCAUACAAACGGCGUUGAGGUUGAUUGCAUUUACUCUUUUCUUUCUCAUAUAUAAUUAGGAGUGUAUGCCUACUGGGUACCUAGGUAGGUCAGUAGGUAUGGAAAGGGUCGGAGCAUAUACGGCAUAGGUCAUUUCAAACUCUGGGCUUUGGAUAAUAUUUCGGGAUAUAACAUAGGUAGCAAAAUUAAUCUAACCACCUACUUACUUACUCACUUACCUAUCUA